This is a messenger RNA of Schistosoma rodhaini, 618 nucleotides long. The record is from the annotation of a GenBank genome assembly. NCBI's taxonomy places the organism in Eukaryota, Metazoa, Platyhelminthes, Trematoda, Strigeidida, Schistosomatidae.
AUGGCAAUACACGUAGUUGUAAACCAACCGGAAUGUCUAGAAGUAAAACCAUGUAACAAUGAGUAUAAAAAUCUGAAACAACAUGAUGUUCAGUUAGAUAUAGUACCAUGGAUUCAGUCAUCUAACAAUGCGCAUAGUUAUGUUCAAAAAAGUGAUAUGGAUUAUGAUAGUGAUGAUGACCAUGGCGAUAAUUGUAAUGACGUUCAUUCAGUUUCUUCAGAAUCUCAUUCCUAUAAUCUGCGUUGUUGUUUACUGUCAGCAUGUUGUGAAUCUUGUACAUGUUUUACAAUGCCGAAAAAGUGUGAUACUAUUUAUUAUGCACUACAAAAAUGUACAAAAUAUUGUCCAAGUGGUUGUCCUACUAUAGUCCCAAGACCGGAAGAAGAAGAAUGGAAUUUAGCACCACAGAAAAAUGCACGUAAUUUUGCAAUGUGUCAGUGUUGUUAUUCUCCGGGUGGUAUAAUAUGCAUGAAGUACUUGGAUAUAUUAUGCUGUCCAUUAUGUCCAAUGUGGGAUGUAUGUAAAGGAUGUGAUUAUGGUUAUCGACGCUUUCGAAUACAAGUCAUCUUAGAUCGUUAUAAAGAUUCGCACAAACGGAGAUAUAUACCGUGUGUAUAA